ACCUUGGUGCCCUAGGCAUAUGAAAAAAUGUUAAACAUGGCCAUGGUAUUGACUGAGGCUGAAUGCACAAUGCACGUGGUACCGUGAUAGGUCGCCACCUAUGCAAUAAGUCCAUCUGUGAAAUUUCCAUGCUAAUAAAUAUUCCACGGUCAACUGUUAGUGGUACUAUAACAAAGUGGAAGCAACUGGGAACAACAGCAACUCAGCCACGAAGUGUUAGGCCACAUAAAAUGACAGAGCAGGGUCAGCGCAUGCUGAAGUGCACAGUGUGCAGAGGUCGCCAACUUCAUGUGGCAUUUAGAUUAGCACAACAACAGUGCCUAGAGAGCUUCAUGGAAUGAAAAAAAAGUGCAUUGCAAAGUGUUGAAUGCAGUGGUGUAAAGCACACUGCCACUGAACUCUAGAGCAUGACUAAUCAUGCUUCUCUGUCUGGCAAUCUGAUGGAUGUGUCUGGGUUUGGCAGUUGCCAUGAGAAUGGUACUUGCCUGACUGCAUUGUGCCAAGUCCAAAGUUU
Messenger RNA from Staurois parvus, 514 nucleotides. NCBI's taxonomy places the organism in Eukaryota, Metazoa, Chordata, Amphibia, Anura, Ranidae. The record is from the annotation of a GenBank genome assembly.